UGCUUUAGGUGCAUAUUGUGUUGGAGACUCGAAACUCCAUACUUUUGAGGGCAAAAGCUAGAUAUGGAACUCACGCUCGUCUCCUCCUCAUCCUUCAAGCAUUCUCUCUUCUCCACCACCCCAUAUAGUAGUUCCCUAAGGUCCUCACGAGCUCUCGUGAUUAAUUGUUGCCACUCUUCAAAGCCUAGGAAAUCGGGCAAAGAUGUGGUAAUAAGGGGCAGUGUGCAGUAUCAGGAGAAGCUGGAGGUGUUGAAGUCGAUGGAGGGGUGGGUGGAGGACAACAUCUUGACCCUCCUCAAGCCCGUCGAGAGCUCGUGGCAGCCGCAGGACUUCCUCCCGGACUCCUCGUCAUCGUCGGCGGAGGAAUUCUUCGAUGCCGUGCGAGAGCUCAGGGAGCGGGCGGCAGGGAUCCCCGACGAGUAUUACGUGUGCCUGGUGGGCAACCUGGUGUCGGAGGAGGCGCUGCCGACGAACCAGAGCAUGGCGAACAGGUUCGACGGGGCAAACGACGAGACAGGGGCCAGCGCCACCUCGUGGGCGCAGUGGAACCGGGGCUGGUCCGCCGAGGAGAACCGACACGGCGACGUGCUCACCCGCUACCUCUACCUCAGCGGCAGGCUGGAUAUGCGCCAGGUCGAGAGAACCAUUCAGCACCUCAUCGGUUCAGGAAUGAUACUGCAUGAAGCUCACGAUGCCUACCGGGGCUUCGUGUACACGUCGUUCCAGGAGAGGGCGACGUUCGUGUCGCACGGCAACACGGCGCGGCACGCCAAGGAGCGCGGCGACAUCACCCUGGCCAGGCUCUGUGGGCUCAUCGCGGCCGACGAGCGGCGCCACGAGACCGCGUACACAAGGAUCGUGGAGAAGCUGUUCGAGCUCGACCCCGACAACGCCAUGCGCGCAUUCGCCGGCAUGAUGAGGGAGCGCGCCACGAUGCCGGGGCUCCUCAUGUUCGACGGCUGCGACCGCGACCUCUUCAGGCACUACUCUGCGGUGGCGCAGCGGCUCGGGGUGUACACGACCGGGGACUAUGCGGACAUCGUGGAGUACUUCGUGAAGAGGUGGCGGGUGGAGGAUGUGGGGCCCGGGUUGACCGGGGAGGGGAGGCGGGCGCAGGACUAUUUAUGCGGCCUCCCGCAGAGAAUCAGGAAAACGGUGGAGAGGGCGCAGGAAAGGAGCGCACGGGAGUCGCGGUUGCUUCCCUUCAGUUGGAUUUUUAACAGAGAAGUCCUCGUGUAAAAUCCAAUUUCCAUUUCCCUCCUGCAUUGUUAUUUACUUAUUUUCCUAAUAAAAGGGUUGUAUGGUUUUUCAGAAAA
This is a messenger RNA of Ananas comosus (pineapple), 1316 nucleotides long. Its product is annotated as stearoyl-[acyl-carrier-protein] 9-desaturase, chloroplastic-like. The coding region runs from base 64 to 1239 and encodes 391 amino acids. Lineage: Eukaryota; Viridiplantae; Streptophyta; Magnoliopsida; Poales; Bromeliaceae. Gene Ontology annotation, biological process: fatty acid biosynthetic process. Gene Ontology annotation, molecular function: stearoyl-[ACP] desaturase activity. The transcript has 3 exons. The record is from RefSeq and is a predicted model, not a curated record. Gene Ontology annotation, cellular component: chloroplast stroma.